UCCUUGACAAAAUAUACAUAAUUUACAUAUAUAGAGUUAGUAUUAAUAAUUAAAUAGUUAUAAUUUACAAUUUCUCAAAAGUUUUAAGUAUUGAAUUUUUGUGCUGUUAUACAAUGAUUCAAGCAGCUCACGACUUCCGGUUUUAGACCAAGUAUCCUCUGGGUAGCUAACAAACAUACGUUUGAAGGCGAGCUAAAGUGAGAAGGCGAACCCGCUUCUGCGGUUUAGCGUAGGGUUUGGGACCCACCACAUAAAAACGAAGUACCAAUGAAAAAUCGAAGAAAGCCUCGGAUGAGACAUCCCCUUUUGAUUACGACCCAUGCAAACGUUUUAGGGAUAAUGAUUUAAGGGCAUGCACCUGGAAUGUCCGGACCCUUAAUUGGGAAGGUGCCUCUGUCGAGCUGGUUGUUGUCCUCAUACGACUAAAGGCUGACAUCACCGUCAUCCAAGAAGUUCGAUGGACGGGACAAGGACGGAAGAAGGUGGGUCCUUGUGACAUCUACUACAGCGGCCAUAUAAAGGAGCGCAAAUUUGGUGUUGGAUUUGUGGUGGGAGAGAGACACCGUUGCCGAGUCCUGGCAUUCACCCCGGUGGAUGAACGUCUAGCCACAAUCCGCAUAAAAGCGAGGUUCUUCAACAUAUCGCUUAUUUGCGCCCACGCCCCAACGGAAGAGAAGGACGAUGUGAUCAAAGAUGCUUUCUAUGAGCGCCUAAAACGCACCUAUGACCUAUGAUUUUAAAGCUAGGGUGGGUAAAGAAGGUGUCUUUGGCGCAACAGUCGGAAGAUUCAGCCUCCUUAACGAAGCAUCGCCAAACGGCCUGAGGCUGAUCGACUUCCCUGGGGCCCGUAAUAUGGUCGUCUACCUCCAGCAUAAGAAAAUAUAUCAAGCUACUUGGCUAUGUCCUGGUCGAAACACGCGUAACCAAAUCGAUCACGUUGCGAUAGACGGAAGACAUGUCUCCUGUGCUUUCGACGUGCGUACGCUCUGAGGACCAAAUAUAGACUCGGACCAUUAUCUGGUUGCAGCGAAGAUACGCACCCGCAUCUGUGCAGCAAAGAACUCCCGUCAACAAACACAAGGAAGGUUAGACGUCGAAAAGCUGCAAUCGCAACAGACAGCCACGAAAUACUCUACAGCUGCUGGCCAUCGAAUUACGAACGCAAUUACUUUGACAAUGUUUUUAAUUUAUGGUGAAAGUUACAAAAUUUCAAACUGGGUGGCAUCCUUUGCCUAUAUUUCUACUGUAAUUAUACGGUAUAAUAUUCGAAUAAGCUAAUAGUUAUCGGCUGACAAUUAUUGUAACCGUAGUUUUUUUGUAAUUCGUAAUUGUUCGUAAUUCGAUGGCCAGGUACUGUACUCGACUUGCACUCCUGCUCUCUGAAAGCACUCAUCAGCAUCUCGGUAUAAGGAACUGUGUAACGGCAUCUCAAACUCACUGCGUACCGCUGCAGCCGAAACAAUUUGAUUUCGGAAACGACAAAAAACAAGCUGGUACGAUGAGGAUUGCCGUCGCGCAGCGGAGAGAAAACAGACUGCCUACCUCGCAACAUUGCAAACGACCACAACACGUGCGGGAUGGGGUAGAUACCGAGAGCUGAAGAGGGAAGCGAGACGCAUUUGCAGACAAAAAAAGAAAGAGGCCGAAAUGCGUGAGACCAAGGUGGUAAUCUGGUAACCGAUGUCCAGGGCAUACUGGGAUUAUGGAGGGAACACUUCUCCGACCUGCUGAAUGGCAGUGAAAGUACAACACCAGGAGAUGGCGAACCCGAUCCCCCAAUCGAUGACGAUGGAGCAGAUGUUCCAUUAUCCGACCAUGAAGAAAUUCGAAUAGCAAUUACCCGCUUGAAGAACAAUAAGGCGGCGGGGACCGAUGGAUUACCGGCCGAGCUAUUCAAAUACGGCGGCGAAGAACUGAUGAGGUGCUUGCAUCAGCUUCUUUGCAGAAUAUGGUCGGAAGAAAGCAUGCCUGACGAUUGGAAUCUCAAUGUACUCUGCCCAAUACACAAAAAGGGAGACCCCACAAUUUGCGCCAAUUACCGUGGGAUAAGCCUCCUCAACAUCGCGUAUAAGGUUCUGUCGAGCGUAUUGUGUGAAAGACUAAAGCCCACCGUCAACAAACUGAUUGGACCUUAUCAGUGUGGCUUUAGACCUGGAAAAUCAACAACAGACCAGAUAUUCACCAUGCGCCAAAUUUUGGAGAAGACCCGUGAAAAUAGGAUCGACACACACCAUCUCUUUGUCGACUUUAAAGCUGCUUUCGACAGCACGAAAAGGAGCUGCCUUUAUGCCGCUAUGUCUGAAUUUGGUAUCCCCGAAAAACUAAUACAGAUAUGUCAGUUGACGUUGAGCAACACCAAAAGCUCUGUCAUGAUUGGGAAGGACCUCUCUGAGCCAUUCUGUUCCAAGCGAGGUUUCAGACAAGGUAACUCACUAUCGUGUGUCUUCUUUAACUUGAUGCUGGAAAAAAUAAUACGAGCUGCAGAGCUAAAUAGAGAAGGUAGAAUCUUCUAUAAGAGUGUACAGCUGCUGGCGUACGCCUAUGAUAUUGAUAUCAUCGGAAGCAACAACCGUGCCGUUUGUACUGCUGGGUCUUGAGGUGAAUGAGGACAAGACGGAAUGUCUCUUGUCAUCAAGAAAACAGUCGGCGCAUUCGCGUCUGGGCACCCACGUGCCAGUUAACAGUCAUAACUUCGAAGUCGUUGAUAAUUCCGUAUACCUGAGAACCAGUAUUAACAACACCAACAAUGUCAGCCUCGAAAUCCAGCGCAGAAUCACUCUUGCCAACAGGUGCUACUUUGGACUGAGUAGGCAAUCGAAAAGUAAAGUCCUCUCUCGGCGAACUAAAAUCAAACUCUACAAGUCGCUUAUCAUUCCCGUCCUGCUUUAUGGUGCAGAAGCUUGGACGAUGUCAACAUCAGAUGAGAUGACACUAGGAAUUUUCGAGAGGAAAAUUUUGCGCAAGAUUUAUGGUCCUCGAGAACAUUGGCAACGGCGAAUACCGCAGACGUUGACGACAUUGACUUAGACCGUUUUGAUAAUUACAUAUACGUUCUUUGUCUGCGAGUUGUUGUUCACGCUAAUUCACGUAAAUACAUAUACGUUCUUUGUCGCAGACUUGCAUUGCGUUAACUAUUAAUCAAUUAAUUUGGCUAUGCGAAAAACUUAUAAGUUAUAUCAAUUAUUUUGAGUUAAAUCACAUUUAAAGCUAUCACGUCAGUUAAUUAUUAAACAAUUGACAUUUGUGAACGACAUUUCAAUAUUAAUGUGUUAAUUUGUGAAUGACUAAAGUGGAUGAACGUAAUGAUAAGAGAGCUGGUAGUAUUUUCUGACUAAUCAUGUGGACACGAUUAUCUUUAAUUGAUUUUAAAAAUGCUUUACUCCCUAAAUACAUUUUUAAUGCAUACUACAGAAGUGAAUAUUUAUAGAUAAUAAUAUAAAAAAUAUUAAUAUCAUUUGAGAAUAAACAAGUCUCACUUAUAUUAACGAAUAAAAGCAAGUUAUAGAUUUAUUUUAUGUAAUUUUAUACUAAAUUAGGUCAUACAGCAAAUUAAACUUUAGAAAUGUAUUGUACCUGAACACACACAUAGUAUAUGAUAAGCUCAUAACCCGACGGGACUGUUUCAAUAGAAGCAAUCCAACCAGCUAGGCUCUAAGCUACCGGGGGGUCGGCAGGUCGCGGAUAGCCGGACGGCCUGUAGUAGCAGGUUAGUUGCGAAAUAAGUCUAAACGAAUAAGCAACCCCCGACGAUGAGCGGCAGGAGCGGAGGAUGCGGUAUAAAAGCUAGCAGAUCCGGUGAAGUUCCUGUGACUGUGGCGAAACGACUCCGCCUCAUAGAAAUAUGUGUCCCCCUCACUAUGCACAGGUAUAAUGAGUAAUACAAAAACCCAGGCGCGACGGACACAAGAUGGGCGGCUUCCUGGUCAGCGACUGUACACCAUGUUAGGUGCGGCUGAUAACAGUAAGUGACCGGUACACAUCGUGUCGCACUGGGAGUCCCUAAAAUUCUAGUAAUGACUUCUCCAUUGUUAAGAUUGAUAGGGUGAUGUGAGCCUGCUCUGCCGAGGUGCCAAUCGCGAUGUGUAUCAGAAACCAGCUCCUUGGGACUUUGGUCAAGAAGUGUGCAUUGGGCGCAGGAUUAGUAGUCUGCGUUGCCCCGGGCGAGCGCUGGUCCGUCCGUUUAUUCCAGGACUGGUAAAGCGAAGGACAGACCUCAGGGAACUGGGAUAGGGGCAUCGUCCCCGAGGGUAUACCCGUUCCUGUCUAUUUCGGUCCACACCCCUGCACACGAUGGGCUGGUACAAACUAAAAGAAAGAAUGGAACCAAACCUGAGAAAAUUUUUUAAUAGCACAACUAAUGCGAUUUGUAGCGAUACUGAAAACGCUAGUGGUGGAGUUAGCAGAGUGCUGGAAACAUGCUCGUCCAAAACAACACCAAACAUAGACAUAGACCCCUUUAAACGUGCCCCAAGCCUUGGCAGAUCUCCCACAAAAGUGCUAAGUGUAGAAAAGCCCGUAAGAGCAAGGUCGUCACCACCAGCGUUGCAAUAUAGCGCACCGCUGACCAAAGAGACAAAACCAAGUAGAGACCACAUGAUGGAACUAGGGGAUGAACUUAAGAGGCUGAUGGAGUUGAUGCGCCCACCACCGCGAUUCAUCAAUAACAAUCACAGAGAUUUGCUUAACCAUGUGGUAAAGUUAUACGAAAAGGCGCCAGAAGAAUAUAUUAAAAACAAAGAGAGAAGGAACAUUUUACACUUGCCUGUACUAUGGAAAUUACACCUAAGAGACCGAGAGACGAAAGACAGACUAAGCGUCGAACGCCACCGAAGAAGAAUAAAAUCACCCUUGAGGAGGAGACAGAUAAAGAAACAAUAAAGGAGGGGAAAGUUAAUAAGCCUAUCGCGGCUAAAAAAGACAAGUGAAGGAAACAAAAGAUGGUUGGACAGAGAUAAGGAAGAAAAAGAAGUUGGUGAAACAACGCCCACCACGACCCGACGCCAUAGUCAUUGCACGAAUCGGAAAUAUGUCCUAUAGUAAUAUCCUGAGGGCGGUGAAGAAGGAGGACGCUCUCCAGGAACUCGGUGAAAGCGUAGGCAGAAUCAGAAAAACUGCCAAAGGAGAAAUGUUAUUGGAGCUAAAGGAUGCCCAAAUGAAAAGCACAGGUGACUACACCAAGGAGAUAGGGAAAGUGCUUGGGAAAGAAGCAAAAAUUAAAGCACUUACCGAAAUUACAAUAGAAAUUCGUGACCUUGAUGAAAUCACUAGCGAAGAAGACGUAUCACAUGCUAUUCGAAGCCAGAUAAAAGAACUUGAUGACUUUGAUAAAGGUGCAUUCAUAAACAUCAGGUCGGCGUAUGCAGGCACACAAACAGCAGUCUUAAGCCUUCCUGCACUACAAGCCAGGACACUCCUCGAGGCAAGAAAAAUAAAAAUUGGAUGGGUAAUAUGGCGGAUAAGGGAGAAGCCAAACCUCAUAAAGUGCGAGAAGAAGCCGUCCUGCAGUGCAUGUAAAAAUAAUAGAAAAGAGAACUACGAACACCAGAUAGGUAGCGAAAAAUGUCCCCUCUACCAGGAAGCGUGUAAAAGGGCCAACAUAUGCAACUAAACCUGAACCACUGUGAGGCAGCACAAGAUCUACUCACACAUACAGUGUUUGAACAGAAAAUUGACGUAGUAAUAAACAGCGAGCAGUAUAAAAACCUAAGCACAGCAGCAUGGACUUCCGACCUGACGAAUAAAGCAGCCAUAUGGGCCUGUGGAGAUAAAGUUUUUCAAAACAACCUGCUGACAGGACAGCCCUAUUACACACGGGCAAAAAUUUGUGGGAUAAACAUCUAUAGCUGCUACGACCAUCUGGCCAUUAUAUUAGAAAUUGAUAACCAAGAACAUACCCAAGGACGUAAGACCCACAAGAAAGCGCAAACCAGAGGUUGGAAAAUUGAAACUCUCGAUGAAAAUCUCUUCAAAUUGAUGUUAGACGGAAACUCAAACGACGCAUCAGACGUGGAACGGAAGGCGGAGCAACUCGUGAAAUUCGUCAGCAAAGCCUGUGAUGCCUCAAUGCACAGGAAAAAACAGUAUACACAGAAAGCCAGCGUACUGGUGGAAAUAGAUGCGAUAUGAAAUGAAUGCCCUAAAGCGAGGCAUCUGUGCCAAAGGAGGCGACAAACAACGGAGUAUAUAAUGCUGCAAGAUCAUUUUAAGAAGAAGAGAAAGGAACUCAAGAAAGCUAUUAAAGGGAGCAAGGCCUGCUGCUUUAAAGAUCUCUGCAAAAAAUUAGAAGAAAACCCAUGGGGGGAUGCCUAUAAGACAGUAAUGACAAAAGUUAGAAGCCGCAAGGGACAAAACCCAACAUGCCCUAAACUACUUUAGACUGUAGUACAAACCUUAUUCCCCACGCAUAUCCCACAAGAAUGGCAUAACGAGGUAGCUGAAACAACAGGAGUACCAAUAGUCACCGGAAAAGAGGUAAUUGAAGCAGCAGCAAGGCACCCGGAUUAGAUGGCAUUCCAAACAAAGCCCUAAAGAUCGCCAUUAAACACAACCACGCCCCUUUCACGGAGGUGUUUACGCAGUGUGUCCAAAAAUUUGGAAGAAGCAGCGAUUGGUCCUCCUCCAGAAACCAAGCAAGCCAGCCGGAGAGCCAAGUUCGUACCGAUCGCUAUGUAUGCUGGACACUAUGGGAAAAAUAUUAGAACGAAUAAUAUGUGUUCGACUGGAGCAACAUCUAGAAAACGUAUUACCGGGUUGGGCAGACAAUCAGUAUGGUUUCCGAAUACAAAGGACGACAAUAGAUGCAAUUCAGAAAGUAACUGAUGUCGCAAGCAGAGCCAUUGAAGGAACCAGAUGGAUGUAUGGCUCUAAAAAAUACCGUGCGGUGGUAACGUUCGACGUGAAGAAUCCCUUCAAUUCGGCCUACUGGCCUCACAUUAUAAAAGCUCUCGAACUCAAAAAAACGCAGUCAUAUCUAGUAAAGAUUGUGUUAAAUUGCUCGCGGCUAAAAUAAAAGAAUGGCUAACAGAAACUAAAUUACAACUAGUAGGACAAAAAACAGAAGCUGUGCUAAUUACAAGCAGAAAAAAGCUAGAGACUGCUACGCUAAAUAUUGAUGGGUACAAUAUAACCACACAGCGGUCCCUGAAAUAUCUGGGGGUGAUGUUAGAUGUGAGAAACUAUAAGACCCUCAUUGACAAAGCCUGUGAGAAAGCGGCAGUGAGGUUACGGCUGCACUAUCCAGACUAAUGUCUAAUAUUGGUGGACCGAGCCAGAGUAGACGAGCACUCUUAGCCAAAGUGAAUCAAUCGGUUCUAAUGUAUGCGGCACCUAUAUGGGGACCUGCACUGCAGCAAAAAACAUAUGCUGAAAAAGCGAAGACUAUAGUGAAGUUAAGUGCAAUCAGAGUAACCUGUGCGUUUCGGACUGUAUCACACGAGGCAGUCGGAGUUAUAGCUGGUAUAAUGCCACCAGACAUUGCGGCGAUGGAAAAAAAAAAGUAUUUUUGACAAAAUGAAAAGUACGGAGAGACGCCUGACAAUAGAAGAGAGAAAUGACGAAAGGCAAAAGAGCCUAAAUGAAUGGCAGAAAAGCUGGGACGAGAAAACAAAAGGUAGAUGGACAUAUAAGCUUAUUAAAAACAUUCAAAAAAUGGGUAGAAAGACAGCAUGGCGAAGCAGACCACUACUUGACGCAGCUCUUGACUGGACAUGGCUGUUUUAGAGAAUACCUACAAAAGUAUGGACAUGACGAUGGGUCUGAAUGCUCGCUCUGUGACAAUGGAUGCGAAAACGCAUUACAUGUAUUCUUUGAGUGUCCACGUUUUGAAUGUGAAAGAACGGAACUGGAACAGGAAAUAUAGUGGCGCACAUGAUCCAAUCACCAGAAGUAUGGAAUCAAGCAAUGCUAGAGAUAUUCAAGUGAAAGUGGCCAACUUCAAACAGCGCUAUAGAAGGGAACUGAACAGGAAAUAUAGUGGCGCACAUGAUCCAAUCACCAGAAGUAUGGAAUCAAGCAAUGCUAGAGAUAUUCAAGUGAAAGUGGCCAACUUCAAACAGCGCUAUAGAAGUGAGAAAAUGGCAAUGGGGCCGUCAGGUGGGUCACCAUCAACAUGGCCGUUUUAUGGAAGAGUACACCAAAUAAUUAGUGGAUUCAAAAUAAAUUUAUUCAAUCAACUGGCAUUUGAAAGUAUCGACGAAAGCGACAAUAUAUCGGCGUUGGUAAGAGAUAACCAAAUAUAUGAAUAAAAGUGAAGAAAAUGAACAUGACAGAUGCGUAUUGAACAAGAGAAGGCAAAUUAUCUCAGAGAAAUUGCAAAAGACAAUAAAGAACUAAAAAAUGGU
Zeugodacus cucurbitae (melon fly) is the source of this 8339-nucleotide messenger RNA. RefSeq lists its product as uncharacterized. Lineage: Eukaryota; Metazoa; Arthropoda; Insecta; Diptera; Tephritidae. The coding region runs from base 7707 to 8243 and encodes 178 amino acids. The record is from RefSeq and is a predicted model, not a curated record. The transcript is spliced from 4 exons.